UGGUCGUGUACAGACGGGCGGUGCCAUAGUGUGUAUACGUUGAGCUUUCUUUUUUUUUCUUAAAAGAAAAUUAAAAGGGAAGAUUUUUUGUUUGCCGUGUUGUUCCGGAUGUUCUCUCGCAAUGGAUAGGUCGCACACGUCGACCGAUAACGGAGAAGUUUCAUCAACAUCCACCAUGCCGGAUUCGGCUAAAAGCGGAAAUAAGACGUACACGUUAAAACCUGGCCGUAAAUUUGGAUUGACUGGCCAGCGACAUAAUCAUCAGCAACAGGUCUUUGUGAAUAGUUUCACUAGUGGUGGCAGCACUGCCGAUGGACGCCGGAUGUCUGUACGCGAAGAGCAGCGCAACAGCUGGAUGUAUUCGCUGUCCGAGCAGGAAAUGGAGGACAAGUACAACGCUAUUUGCUUAGCGAUCCGCACGGAAAAUCUGACCCUCGGUCAGCGACUGGAGCACCAGCACGCCGAACGUGAUCUGGUUGAGAACAAUUUGAGCCAGGAAGUGCGGGUCCUUCACUCACUUUUUCUCACGCUGAAGCAAGAAGUGGCCCGGAGCCAGGCAAGCCCUUAUCGCGACGGAUUGAGCAGCGUCGGAUGGAACGAGAUCUUCAUCAAAGUGGCCAACCAACUGGACGCGGUCCACAGUUCGGCGACGAGAAUCAGUUCGUCGGCCGAAUCGCUCGGCGCCGUUGAAUACGAGGCCCGAUUAAGCGCCGCCGUUCAAGUCCUUAUCCUUUACGUCGACCACAUCAAACGCAAAUGGGAAAAGGAACAUCACGAACUGGAAGAGACGAAACGGAUCCUCAAAGAAAGUGGUGUCAAUGUUGCUCAGUGCUUGGCUGCUCUACCCGAUCGUCUGGGAGCGAGUGCCAAUCCACAACCUAGCGGACCAGUCAGUAAAAGACGGGCCAGUUUCCCUGCAGCCCCCUUUCGCCGUAUUUCACUCAAACCGCCUCCGCUGGUCCUAGGUAAUGCACGACUGUCGACAACGCUGUCGGAUCCAUCAGCCAAUAAUGAUUGCGUGUCGGCUACCGUACCGAUAGCCGAAGAACGGGAAGACGCAGCCGAGUCUGACCACCCGCCACCUUCGGCGUCUUCCAUCAAAACUGGCGACCAUUGCCAACAGGAGGCUGGCAAAACGGCACUUACUCCGUCUCAAUCGCCAGCUUAUCUGCCGUCCGCACAAUCAGCGCUAGCUACACCAUCGGCCUCGACCGCAAGUAGCGCAAAUGUUCCAUCUGCUCCCGGCGUAUCAGUCACGAUUCGAAGAAGGGGGGUCGGUGGCUUGAAGAGCCACAGUUGGAGUAGCGGCCAUACCACCAGCGGAUUGCUGGAUCGUCGGGAGUCGGCUGAAGCUUCUGGACGACUGGUUGGAGCUAAAACAAGCUGGUUCUCCAAAGCGGGCCAAUGGACUCGCCUUCAGUUGAAACAGUGGCGCAAGACUGCCGCUACCUAUACCUCGUCUUACGCCGAGCAGUGGACUUCCUUGCGACAAAAGAGGCUGCAAUUAUUGCGUUACAGCGCUUCUGCUUGCUUCCUUUUGGCUGCAUUGGUAUCGAUUGUCGUCACGUUUGUUCCGUCUUCGGGUACCCCGUCGCCGUACAACGCGACAGUCAUGCCCGGCCAUCGAACGGGCCGUUGAAACGUUACAUUUUGAGCUUUAUUCUUUUUUUUUUUUUUUUUUGUUAAAUAUUGUUUGAUAAGAAAGCUAUGGAGGAAUUUUGACGUUGCUUUCAUUGUGAAUUUUUUUCUUCCCACUUCUGAAGCCAGAAGUUUUUGCGAGCUUUUUAUAUUAUCUUAAACGUCUAAUGGAAUGGGCGAUAAAUUGGCCCGGCCAAACGUGUGUGUAUUGUGUUAAUGUCUAUGAUUAAGUUGAAAGCAGCAAAAAGCGGCAAGCAGAACGGGGGGACGUUCUAUUGCUUUUAACAAAAAAAAAAGUUGUCUUAAAAUGCCUGACCUAUUUGGUAUAAUGCUGGAGGAGGCGAGACCGGCCCGUCUGGAGGGGGCAGUUCUACGGUUGCUGAUAGCCGUAGCUUCUGUAAUUCCAAUAACGGCUACACAGUGACGUCGCUGAAAAUGCUAUUCAUAGCUUUUUCUUUUGCUUUUUGUGCUCAGCUGUUUCAAUGUGUAUAGUGUCGGGAGCUGAGUCAAGAUGCGAUAGCCUUCCCCACUUCUUUGAUUUGACCUGUUUGUCUCUUUGUCGUCCAUGGGAAAAGUGCGUAGGAUUCGUGAUCGUUCAGGAUGCGCUGCGAAGAAUUUUUUAUUUUUUUUUUUUUUAAGGGCUGGUUUGUACCAAUUUAGAAGGAAUGAUGUUGAUGUAGCGUUAGACACGCAGCUGUAAUGUAAUCACGCAUUGUGAAUUCAAUAUAG
This is a messenger RNA of Daphnia carinata, 2367 nucleotides long. Its product is annotated as inositol 1,4,5-triphosphate receptor associated 2-like. Bases 122 to 1639 code for a protein of 505 amino acids. The transcript has 4 exons. The record is from RefSeq and is a predicted model, not a curated record. Lineage: Eukaryota; Metazoa; Arthropoda; Branchiopoda; Diplostraca; Daphniidae.